Messenger RNA from Rhipicephalus microplus (southern cattle tick), 1518 nucleotides. RefSeq names its product signal peptide peptidase-like 2B. Gene Ontology annotation, biological process: membrane protein proteolysis. NCBI's taxonomy places the organism in Eukaryota, Metazoa, Arthropoda, Arachnida, Ixodida, Ixodidae. Gene Ontology annotation, cellular component: Golgi-associated vesicle membrane; cytoplasmic side of endoplasmic reticulum membrane; lysosomal membrane. Gene Ontology annotation, molecular function: aspartic endopeptidase activity, intramembrane cleaving. The record is from RefSeq and is a predicted model, not a curated record.
AUGAUACCGAAGCAGCCACACCCGGCGAAAGUUUUCACGAAGGAUCUGGAAUUCGAGCCUGGCCUGACAGUGAUUUGGCUCCUGGCCGUCUUCUCUGUGGGGGUUGGUUCAUACUGGUCGGGAAACGUUCGGCAGCAGGUAUACGAGUGCGAGGUGCACAGCCGUCAAAUGCGCCGUCGGCGGCUCUCAAGCAGCAGCGCCGCCAGCCAGGGAGCUCCCAGCCGGCCGCAAGGCAUGAACGUCAUCGAGGAAGAUAGCUCGCUCGACAUCUCCCCGAUCUGGGUGCUGUCGUUUGUCGUAUUCAUGGCCACCAUGCUCGUCGUCCUCUAUUUUUUCAUCAGAUACCUCGUUUACUUCAUUCACGGUAUGUUCGUGUUGUCCGCAUCCGUCGCCGUUCUCGGUGUUCUGGAGCCGCUGGCUUACAAGAUGCCCUGCGGCACUGGCAGGCUUCCGGAUGGCGCCGUACCCUGCUUCCACGGUUCGCUCGAGGUGCGGCAGGCACUCGUGCUUCUCGCCGCCAUGGCGGUGCCCGCUUUCUGGAUCUACAUCAGGCACCACCCGCUCUCCUGGAUUAUGCAGGACUUGCUGGGCGUCUGCUUCAGCGUGUACAUCCUGCGCGUGGUUCGAAUGCCAAACCUUAAGAUAUGCACGAUGCUUUUGUCGAUUCUGUUUUUCUACGAUAUAUUCUUCGUAUUUCUUACACCGCAUUUCAUUCCGCCAGCAAUGAUGCACAACACAACGACGAGCUUCGUAAACGCCACUGGGAAAGGCGACAGCAUUAUGGUUGAAGUGGCCCGUGGUGGUGGCUCCAAGGAGCAGAUACCGAUGUUGAUGCGAGUGCCGCGGUACGGAAACCAGGAUAUAUCUCCAUGCCUGAACCCGUACUCGCUUCUCGGUUUCGGCGAUAUACUCGUACCAGGACUGCUGGUCGCAUUUCUGCGUGGCUUUGACCUCAUCUCUGUUGGUGGCUGUCUGUACUUCCCGGUGGCCCUAAUAUGCUAUGGUUUAGGCCUUAUGAUGACGUUCGUCGGCCUCUACCUGAUGCGCACGGCCCAGCCCGCACUUUUGUACCUUGUACCGUUCACAGUAAUACCUACGCUGGUGAUUGCACAGUGCAGAGGCGAGCUCCACGACUUAUGGAACGGAAAGAUGGGCUUCUCUUCAGACGGCUGGGCUGCCUCCAUGGUGGCCGAGCCGGUAUUCAUCAGUUGCUAUGGGAUAACCAAGCAUCAAAAGCUGAAACUCACAGGGCGCCACGUCUCCAAGGCGCCGAAGUCUCAUGUUAGGCUGCCACGACCUGCAAAAGCUUCGGCUACUGGUGGUGGCAAUUCUUCUCGACGCCCAUCAGAUGAAGACGAAGUGAUGAAUGCGUCCGAACAGCAAGAUAACCCCGUGUUUCGCGGACCCGAGGAAGACUGUGAUGGCCCCUCGACGACACCUAAUGCCGACGACGAGUGUGUUACUCCGAAGAAGGCGCGAACUGAUAAUCAAGAGGAUUCAUCAUCAUCAUCAGCCUGA